AUGGCCAGCAAUAGCUUUUCGGAUGUCAAUUAUCGCAUCCUGGAGCUUGAGGAGAAAUUAAGACAGGCAGAAGAGGGCCGUCGACAGGCAGAAGACGAGGCAAGAAAGGAAAAAGAGCGCACUCGACCGACCACUUUCAUGGAACUCCUGCGCUCUUGCCACUCCCUACUCUCCCUUCCAUUGAGAGUCGGGGAAAUAUCCGUGUCGACCACAGGUCAAAUACCCGCCCCCACUGGAAAGUUUUGCCCGACACGACUCGAAUUGUGGGUUGAUUGUCCAGCUCAACAGCAAGCGCUCUACUCCGCUGUGUGUGGGUACCUACAAUCGGAGGAUUCGCUGCGGGCCUUCCCUUCUCUGCACCAGAUUGAGGGAUAUCAAGAACGCCUUACUAGCAAGCCGAUCGAUAGCGAGAAGGGCAUAGAGCAUUACGAGCAGUACGCUGUGGAAUAUCCAGUCAAUGAUAUAAUCACGGUAUUGAGCAAACUUCCUCUUGCUCGAGAGGAGUUCGGGCUUGGUGAUGGAAUCGAGUUCAGCUCUCAUAUAAAUGCUUUGAACGCCGAAGCUGUUGGGGCGGAUACAAGUCAGCCCUCGAGCAUACCCAACCCAAAACCCGAUCAGUUUUGGAUCCGUCGUAUUGAUGGAAACACCCAAAGCAUCCUCACGACGGUUGAAUAUAAACCCCCCCACAAGCUUUCGGUGGAAACUCUUCGUUUAGGGCUUCGACCAAUGAACUUAUGGGAGAAGAUAGUCUAUACUAAUACAAUCCCUAACGACGUCGAUGGAAAGGCUAGGUACAAUGCUGAGCGACUCGCCUGCUCCGCUAUUGUCCAGGAAUACCAUGUGAUGAUUCAGAAAGGACUCGAAUAUUCCUAUGUGACGAACGGGAUUGCGCGUGUCCUACUCCGCGUUCCAUACGACAACCCUAGUACAUUGUACUACUUUUUCUGUGAUCCUAACAGAAAAAGCGAACCGAACUUUCAAUUUCCGAAUACCUCAAUUGCUCAUGUACUAUGUCUUUGUCUGAUGGCAUUCCGAUCCCCUGUGCGUGAUCAGAUAUGGAGAUCUAAUGCGCGGUCGGUGCUCCGUACUUGGAAAACCAACUUCGACCAUACUCUUUCUGAGAUUCCCAAGGAAGAAUUACAGCAAAUCCCUCGAUCCUGUGAAAGUAGUUUCCACUCUGAGGUUACGGAUCCGGACUCCAGUACCGACUAUCACCCGUCGCCUCAAUCUGGUUCCUCUCCUCAAUCUAAUGCCCCUACGGAAGAAGGUCGUCAGUCGUCUACAAGCUCUCAACCUGCCGGGUGUGCACCAACGGAUGACCGACACCGUGCGGAGUCGCCAAACUCAUCAGGUUCCGAUACGAACCAAGAAAGGCGAAAGCGCCGCAUCAGUCAAGUCACAUCCUCCCCGUCUACUCGGCAAGAGCCUAGAAACGACCGAAGAGGCCAGUCAUAUCGCCACGAUGCGCAAUUUUGCACUCAGCGGUGUUUACUCGGGCUACAGACUGGCGGUACUCUAGACGAGCAUUGCCCAAACGUGUCACUUCAUCGACAAAGUCCAGAUGAUCAUAAACAUCCUAUCAAUGCAGGAGAUCUAGUGCGUUUAUUGAAAAUCCAACUAGGUGAGAACCGUGACAAAGACUGUACGCCUUUUGGAACAUGUGGGUCAUAUGGUGCGCCAUUCAAACUUACAUGUACUGCCUAUGGCUAUACGGUCGUUGGAAAAGGAACAACUUCGGGGCUUUGGAAGGAAGUCUCCCGCGAAGCAGAAAUUUACCAGAUUCUUCGCAAAGUCCAAGGGUCCGCAGUACCUGUUUUCCUCGGUACUAUCGACCUGUUAGUGGACUACUACCAUGAUGCGGGAGACAUUUCUCACAUGCUCAUUAUGGGCUGGGGAGGUGAGAACAUAGUGCAUAUGGAAAUGACCUCGUUGCUUCGCCGGGAGAUUCACCGGUCGAAAAGGGAAAUUCGCAAGCUGAGGGUUACUCACGGGGAUCUUCGGGAUCCAAAUAUCCUUUGGAACCCUGAACUUAACCGAAUAUUGAUCAUUGACUUUCACAAGUCUAAGUUGGAUCCCCGGCCAUUAUCAAAACAGUCGGGACCCAUGAAGAGAAAAUCGGAUCAGACAGAAUUAUCGGAUGGAAAGGACGGAAAGGAUGGAAAGCGUCUGCAUAUGAUUUGUGAAUGA
Molecule: messenger RNA, 2187 nt
Organism: Penicillium roqueforti
Lineage: Eukaryota; Fungi; Ascomycota; Eurotiomycetes; Eurotiales; Aspergillaceae
Exons: 1
Coding region: 1-2187 (728 amino acids)
Source: RefSeq, a predicted model, not a curated record